Messenger RNA from Halichondria panicea, 4615 nucleotides. RefSeq names its product TNF receptor-associated factor 3-like. The transcript is spliced from 6 exons. Gene Ontology annotation, biological process: regulation of apoptotic process; signal transduction. The record is from RefSeq and is a predicted model, not a curated record. The coding region runs from base 120 to 1430 and encodes 436 amino acids. Lineage: Eukaryota; Metazoa; Porifera; Demospongiae; Suberitida; Halichondriidae. Gene Ontology annotation, molecular function: zinc ion binding; protein binding.
UUAAAGAGUGUUGUAGAAAUGCCGGUCUAGUUCUAGAGGCCAUUCUGACACUAUAAAUACAAUGGAGCUCUACUUCAAUCAUUACUUAGCUUAUUAAAUCAAGGAAAAUCAAGAGCAGAAUGACUACCUACAGAUUAGUUCGCAACCAUGUCAAAGAUCCAAAUUUGUUUAAUAAGUUUGAAUGCCCUCUCUGUAACAAUCUCUUACAGAAUGCCGUACAGUCAGUGUGUGGUCACUGGCUGUGUGAGAGCUGUGCAGAUGAGCUAAUGGCAACUAGUUUCCCCAAGUGCCCGCGACCUGACUGCCAAGAAGACCUCAAAUCAGACGGAGAACAGUGCUUCCCCGAUCGCUAUGUGAGGAAAGAGAUUGCAAAGAUGAUUAUUUUUUGCCCCCACAAAGACAACGGUUGCCAAUGGGAGAACAAGAUGGCAGACCUGGAGGCUCAUCUGAAGACGUGUACAUUCGCCUCUGAUUUGACGUGUCCACUAGCUUCUCUAGGAUGCCAACACAGACAAACAGGAACGAAAGAGGAACUACAGAAACACAUUGCUGAGUUUAGAGUGGAACAUCUACAGCUAAUGACGGCUAUUUUGAGUGUAUUACGUCCACUACUACCAUCAGCACUACUACCGUCAGCACUCAGCUCUGAGAGUACUAGCGUCACCGUGGUUGAGAGAGAUGGAGCCCUUACUAGCAAAGGAAGCAAAACAAAACACUCAGAACUAAAACAGGAUGACUAUGGCUACCAAAGCAGAAGGAUCUAUAGUGAUGAAGCAAGUACAACUUCUUUUGAUAGUGUUACAAAAAAGGUCAAGCUUGAGCUGGACACGAGACUGACCACACAAAUGAGAAAAAAAGAUGAAGAGAUUGAUGUACUCGUAAAAAAAGUAACUAGUUUAGAGAGAGCAAUGAAAUCGAAACAAGCUGAGUACGAGGAUAGAGACUUUCGAUUAUCACUGAUAGAAAAUAGUUCGUACGAUGGCCAAAUGAUCUGGAAGAUCCCACAGUUCAGUCAAAGAAUGGCCGACGCACAAUCAGGCAAGUACACAUCAAUCUUCAGCCUUCCGUUUUACACGGGGAGAUACGGCUACAAGAUGUGCCUCAGGCUAUACAUCCUAGGAGACGGUAUCGGAAAGAACACUCACAUGUCGCUGUUCUUUGUCAUAAUGAAGGGAGAGUUUGACAAUAUUCUGUCAUGGCCUUUCAUGAACAAAGUGACCUUCAAGCUGAUCAACCAGACGGGGAAUAGGGACAUCAUAGACAGCUUCAAACCUGACCCCAUGAGCAGCUCUUUCUGCAAGCCAAAGUCGGACAUGAACAUUGCAAGUGGUUGUCCACGUUUUGUAUCUCACACUGAACUAAAGAGCGGUGGAUUUAUAGUAGAUGACACUCUGUUCAUCAAAUGCACAGUGGAUUGUAGCAACUCAUAACUAGGAUCUUAACUUAUCUAUAGGACACAAUUAAAUCAAUAUCUUGUGUCCAUCUUUUUUCCCGCAUAUUAUCACCUGCAUUGAUUUAUUGUUAUUGUUUGCAUUUACUAUCACUUAUUGCUCAUUUUUCUACUUUUAAGCUAACAUAAUUUAAUUUAAAAAUUAUUAUGAUUAGUUCCGGGAAGUUAUCGUACUAGGAAAUGCCCAUUAUAUAGAAAAUGUGUUAUCAAUACUAUAAUUAUAUUGAGACAAAUUAAUGUGUAGGGUUACCGUAUAGCGGGUAUAUUUCGAGGGUGUAAAUGUUUGCCAUUUUCGCUGAUUCAGCUUGUAUCACGAAUAUUUAUACCCACGAAGACUGCUAUUUUGCGGAAACCUUUCUGCAUAUGAGUUCAGUACUUGAACCCAAAUUCAGUAGCUGUGCUGGUAUUACUGUGAAUACCGUAUAGCAGGUAUGUUUCGAGGGUAUAAACUUUCGCGGAAUGACCGUUAGCCACUAAAAAAAAUAAGUGUGAUCAUGCACUCACACAAAUGCUGAUGAUAGGGCACCCACAAAUGGAAGUUUUUCCCUCUGUUUCUUUGAAGCUCUGAGUAAAGUUCACUUUAACCUCAGCCUUAGGCAGUUCCUUCUUGAGUAGCUGCGUAUCGUCUGUUGGUAAGUGGGGUCCUUUUCUGAGCUGAUACGGUUGAGAUUUUUCGUGUCUAUUUUUCUUUUCGGUGGCUUUCCUUGGACUCAGUUUUUGAACAAUCUGUGACUGUUUCUCUAUUCCAGAAAAUUCAUAGUCUUCGUCUUGAUCACCUGCUAUUUGUGGCGGUGGUCUCACUCUCUGCAUGGGUGCCAAUUUUAGAUUACUCAAUAGAAUUGUCUUGUAGACUACCGCAUGUAGACCACUUGAAUCGCCCCCACCAGGACAUAAAGAGAAUUAAGGACUGGAGCAUCUAAAUAAGUCACCAAACUCCAACAAUUCAUGGUUUUCGCUGAUCAAGCAUCUACAUUCUGUAUGACAACUUGCCCUCAAUUGUUUUGUCCCAAAAUAUGUAUAAACCUUUUUUAGAUAUUAAAAAAACAGUAAAUUAAAGUGAAAUAUGUAUCUAAUUCCCUGAUGCAUUCACAUUAUAGCUAGAUGUACAGAGAUUAAUAUUGGGAAUGUUGUAUUUGCAGUGCACCAAAGCCUUUUCUAGGUAUUGUUACAUUGCACAAGAUAAUUAUUCUCCUCUCUUAGUAAUCUAUGCAUGGGAUUACCUCAUGACAAAAAAUGGCAGAUAUGGCACCGUAUAGGUGAUCAUGUGACUGUGUGUGCUGUGAACUCAUUGACUGUGCAGGUUUCCCCCUCCUGUGGAAUGGAUUUGGGACAGUCGCAAGUCCCCAGAGAUGGAAUCAGGACAUGCAAAGGGAAAGUGACUCUCCUUCUAAAGUGAUCAACAUUCCUAUUCGGUGGUACGUGCUGGAAAUGUCACUAAAAGAAAUGUCAAGUCGUCUGAACAGAAAAGUGUUGAGCAAGCAAGAGUGUCUGGAAGUCGCAAAGCAAAUACAUAUCGAAGAAGAUGCCCUUGUGGACGCUUUGAAAUUAUUUCACAAACAACACAUUUUUCACUACUAUGUCGACAUCUUGCCUGACAUUGUCUUCACUAGCCCUCAAGUUCUCCUGGACAAGCUGACAGAGUUGGUCAAGGAAGCAUACAAUAAAAGGAUUAAAUCAACAGCCACUACGUACUGGACAGGAUCAACUUUCGAAAGGAAAAUGGCAAAAAUUUCAAAAUAAUGGAAUCAUAACACUAGAGUUUGUUGAAGAUUUUUAUAAGCACUACGUGAAAGGAUUGUUUUCUCCACCCGAUCUCCUCAAAUUAUUUAUGAGACAUCUCAUUUUAACACCAUUUUCGCCUACAAAUUUCGAAAUAGAUUUCACAUCACGUACGGCUCAGUACUUCAUGCCCUCACUUUUGGAUAUGCUUCCACAAGACAAAUUAAUGGAAUAUCGUGUUGUGUCUGUUUUAGCGAGUCCGUUGUUAAUUAGAUUCCCUAAUGAUUGGCCACGUGCAGGAGUGUUUUAUUGCCUUCAAGUUUAUCUAAUUCAUCAGUUGGGUUGGAAGCUUCUGCUUAUUAGGGGAAAGCCGAAACUAAUUGCUCAGAAUUGUGUACUGUUGUCUCCUCCUGACAGUAGUUGCCGGGUUACUCUGAUCAUACUCUUUUUCGAUUGUUAAAGUACACGUGAAUGGAAGAAAAAAUGUUUGUUCCGCAAUGUGUCCAAUAAUUCGCAAUCAAAUUGAUACCGGAAUACAUGCUUCUUGUCAAUUACUUCGAUACAGUGAGGAGCAACUACAGUUAGCUUUCUUUUGUCCUUGUACACUUUCUUCUUUACCACAUUCUGAGGAGGUUCCUCAUUUCCAUGCCGCAGAACUCUUGAAAGACGACAAUCUAAGAUGCACUUUUGACGAGAGUAUCACAUCAGAGGUCCAGUCUGAAGAAAUGAUCUGGUUCCAGAAUACAGCACCGGCUACUGGGCACACUGUAGGAUCAUCUUCUCACCCAGUGGGCACAGUUUUUCAACAGCUGAUGGACCAAUAUCAGCUUAGUACUACUGCCCAAGCCCAUGAGCUGAAAAAAGAAGAUGCUGUGUCUUCAUCGCCACUCAACUGUGCCUCUGCAACUGAAAUUCCCAACACAUCUGUUGGAGAGGGAUCACUUCGAGGGAUGUCCGUGGCACGAGGGCAGGAACACACUACUGAAUAAGCAGCUCUGUCACAUGCCACAGAAGUAGAUGCCCUACUAUCAAGCAAUGGAUUGACGUGCAAAGACGGGAAUAGGGAGUGCAGAGAUAAACAUAUUUUCGAAAUUUCACUGCAGCUGGAACAAUGGGAGCUAGUAGCAACGCGGCUGGGAUUAACGCCAGCUGAAAUUGAAGCCAUCGAAUAUAAUAAUCGGACUAUAGAAAUGAUGAGAUAUAACACUCUUAAAAAAUGGAAAUCUAAGGCUCUACUCAGUGGAGCAGCUACUUAUCGAAUUCUACUACAAGCAUUGUUGGAUUGUGGCUGCAAUGACCAAGCAAAGCGAGUGUGCUCACUACUCAAGGAAUCACUAGAACGUCAACAUAAAAUUCUUAAAAUAGAGAAUUAGACCCCAAAACAUUAUUAUAUGUGUGUGUUUAUUUUUAUCAUAACCCACAUACUCGUUAAUAUAAUAAGGAAAA